AUGGUUGGUAUUACAGAUUUCUUCCGCCGCAAGAAGGACGGGGUUGACCCAAAGGCUACCGAGGACAUCGCGAAGGUGGUGGAUAUCUGCGACGGGACGUCUAGUUGCGGUAGCGAUUGUGAAGAGAUUGCAGAAUUGGCUAAGGGUGAUCAGGUUUACGAGGGUUUAAAGAUUGACCAUGAAGAGCCCCUGUACAACUCUUCGAAGCCUCCAAAGGUUCAUUUUGUUGUUCCAACAUCUCAGAUAGACUGGGAACAUGACGCCUGUUUAGAGGACAAGUCGUCUGUGCAGUACCAAGUUUACCAAUGGUGCCAGAAGCACAACGACCAGUUUUCUGGCGUGGGAAAAGGCCAAACUCUGUCUUGUGCUGUGUCGUCUUUACCAAAGGACAUCAUGGACGUUGAAGUGAUGCGUGGGACAAAGAACAAUGUGCUGGUAUUGCCACAUUUCAUCUGGAUAAACGGUCUCGAGAGUGAUAAAGUGGACCAGACGCUGGGCGAAUUGGUGCCCAAGUUGUUAAGCCCGGAUCUCGUUGUUGAUAGAUUGCUCGAAGAGCAUUCGAUGCUAUCGAGAGCCGUCGAGAGAUCGUUUGUCCUGGUCUGUUCGCACACAAGGAGAGAUAAGAGAUGCGGUGUAUUGGCUCCUUAUCUGAAGAAGGCUUUUGACAAGCAUUUGCAGAAGCAGGGCUUAUACAGGGACAACUCGGACUUCCGCCCAGAUGGCGUGAAUGUUGCAUUUGUGAACCACGUCGGCGGACAUAAGUUCGCUGCUAACGUUCAGAUUUUCCUGAGGGAUCCCUGUAUAUUGAUCUGGCUGGGCCGCGUAAAACCAACAAACGUUCCCUUCAUUGUUGACGAUAUACUUGUUCCCGAGAAGCCCAGGCUGCAAUGGCCAGAGAAGGUCAGAUGCGUCCAGAAAUAUGCUGCCUGGUGA
Messenger RNA from Torulaspora globosa, 933 nucleotides. It is a transcript of the gene APD1, whose product is annotated as Apd1p. The record is from RefSeq and is a predicted model, not a curated record. Bases 1 to 933 code for a protein of 310 amino acids. NCBI's taxonomy places the organism in Eukaryota, Fungi, Ascomycota, Saccharomycetes, Saccharomycetales, Saccharomycetaceae. The transcript has a single exon.